Lolium perenne is the source of this 1124-nucleotide messenger RNA. RefSeq names its product phosphoribosylglycinamide formyltransferase, chloroplastic. Gene Ontology annotation, biological process: 'de novo' IMP biosynthetic process. Gene Ontology annotation, molecular function: phosphoribosylglycinamide formyltransferase activity. Lineage: Eukaryota; Viridiplantae; Streptophyta; Magnoliopsida; Poales; Poaceae. Gene Ontology annotation, cellular component: cytoplasm; chloroplast. The record is from RefSeq and is a predicted model, not a curated record.
ACAGCUCACAGCCAGCCCACGCGGUCACGCCCCACAGCCCACAACCGCACAUCCCUAGCGUAGCGACUGCUGCUGCUGCGGCGGCGCCGGCGGCGGCAAGUGCUCAAGCGAAGCACCGGCCAGCGGAAUCAACCGAUGGAGGCGGCCUCCGUCGCUUCCUCCGGCACCGGGCUGCGCUGCUCGGUUAACCCUGUCCGGAACCCGCAGAGGAUAAGCGCAGGGGUGCGCUUCACGACGACCAAGCGGCAGCCAUGUGCCGCCACCUCCAGGCGGUUGCUGCUUCCUCCGAGCGCUCGCGCAAACACGGCGGCGAUAGAUAGCGGAGCUGGGUACCCCGGGGUCAGCAGGAAGAGGCUCGCGGUGUUCGUGUCCGGCGGGGGCUCGAACUUCCGGUCGAUCCACGAGGCCGCUCUGGGUGGAAAGGUGAACGGGGACGUGGCUGUGCUCGUCACGGAUAAGCCAGGCUGCGGUGGUGCGGAGUAUGCAAGGUGCAAUGGCAUACCGGUGGUUGUGUUCCCAAAGUCGAAAUCAGCGCCGGAGGGGGUGUCGACGGAUGAACUUUUGAAUGUUCUGAGGGAUCUGAAGGUAGACUUUGUUCUGCUUGCUGGUUACUUGAAGCUCAUACCUGGUGAGCUAGUUCAGGCAUAUCCCAGAUCCAUGCUGAAUAUACAUCCUUCACUCCUCCCGGCAUUUGGUGGGAAGGGUUAUUAUGGUUCGAAAGUGCAUAAAGCAGUUAUUGCAUCUGGAGCCAGAUACUCAGGACCAACUGUUCACUUUGUGGAUGAGCAGUUUGACACGGGAAGAACCUUAGCCCAAAGAGUUGUGCCUGUUUUAGCCAAUGAUACGCCAGAGCAAUUGGCUGCAAGGGUUCUUCAUGAGGAGCACCAAGUUUAUGUUGAGGCAGUUGCUGCCUUGUGUGAGGACCGGAUAGUGUGGCGGGAAGAUGGUGUCCCACUUAUCAGAAGUCGUACAAACCCCAAUGCGUUUACCUAAUUCGUGACAUGUCUCCUGAACGCUACUGAAAUUUGUAGCCCUCUGCCAAGUGUCAUUUUCCCCCAGGGCUUGGAGUUAAUUCGUACUGUUAGUCUGACUGAGUGAAAUAACAUGUCUGAUAAACAUAAUAU